Molecule: messenger RNA, 1752 nt
Organism: Cuscuta europaea
Lineage: Eukaryota; Viridiplantae; Streptophyta; Magnoliopsida; Solanales; Convolvulaceae
Source: the annotation of a GenBank genome assembly
GUUUCGGGUUCUUCCUCAUCACCUAUUUCGGGAAUGGUGGUUUAGUGUAGAAAAUGAUGCCUCAACAAUUGUUUCAUUUCCUUAGGCUAUCCGCAUUGCAAAGAGUCAAACUCCCAAAUGUAAAGUUUUGACUCCACAAUUAGCUGCAACCCAAGCAAGAUUUUGUUCCACAGAAAACAAAUUAUGGUAGUCAAGGAAGAGGUAAAAGGGAAGAAAAACUUGAAAAUGGCAAGGUCUCUUUCGGGUAUAGGAAUCCAAGCUCAUUUUCAUUUUCAUUUACCCCAGUGCCGCAAAGGCUCCCAUCUACGGUGGGGUAAGGGGGUCGGAUGUACGCAGUCUUACCUUUGUACUAAAACACAGAGAGAUUGUUUCCGGAUGACCCAUAGUGAAAAUCGCGUCCAAAAUUGCAUGGACUGACUGUUGCUCCAUAACAAAGAAGCGCAGACAGUUUAGUGAGCCAUUUUGCUUUAUUCCAUUAUAAUCUCAGGCCAAAAAAUAAUGAAUCUUUGGUUAGUGAAUCUUUGGAAUCCAAGCUAUUGUAGAAAAAUUCAAAGUGAACGUUGCAGAAGAGGCUAUGGGGGAAGCCGCGUGUGGCUGGUUUCAAUGGUGGUGGCCGGUGGGAAUAUCAAAAGAGAGAAGAUAGUUGGAAGGCUCUAAAGAGACCUUGCCAUUUUCAAGUUUUUCUUCCCUUUUACCUCUUUCCAUCUUCUCUAUCCAUUGGUAUGCUUCAUCCUCGUGGAAUAUAGCUAAUUCCUCCGUCUUUGAACUAGCUGAAUUCCGAGAAACAGCUUUAGAAGAAGAUGGCGAACUGUGAGAAUCCUUUGGUGGAGAAGAAUAUUCUCCUUUCAAUCAAGUCUUUCUUGAAUGUGAAUCGAUGGCCGAUGAGGAAUUAUGCGAACUCUAAUGCGAAGAGCGAUGAUAAGAAUGAUGAGAAGAACUCGAAGAGUGAUGUGAAGAGCGUUGCGAAUAAACAGUUCGCGAAUCCGUCUUCGAUCACGGAUGAGGCUUACUGUUCCUCGUUCGGUCGCCAGAUUUUCUGUGAUGCCUCCGCUCUUCUGAGUGCUCUGGACUCGCUGACCUUCGUGUGUGAUGAAGAUGAGAUUCGCGAUGCGAUGCUGUGACGCAUGCGAUCUGUUCCGCGAGCGACUCUGGACUUUAUUUUCCAACCUUGCGAUGUCCGUCUUUAUGAGUGCCAAGGUCGUUGCCAUAGUCGCCAUUGUUGCCGAUGUUUCUUUUUGUUUUCUUUCCAGGUCAUUAAUUCUUCCUUCCAUUUUGCGCACGUGUAUCUCAACCAGCGAUCGAAGUCUCUGAUAUCAAUGAUAGAGAACUCCUAGAAUCCAGAACAAUUACAGAAAGGGAUCAAGAAAUCAAACUGAACAUCAUUAGAGAAGAUGAACAGUAAUAGUAACAAAUGGCACCCCCAGAUGAGCCGAAGCCCCCCUAAAAAAAAGAAACAAGCUCUAACUUCCCAGUCUAAGACAAAGUCUAAACACUUUUAAGGACCAAUGGCAGCAUCAGUACUGGCAUAGCCUUUUUCCCACAUUGCAGUCCCUUUUUCCCUUUAAAUAAACAUAAAAACGUGGGUGACUGGUUGGGAUACUUGAGACCUAUUUAAUUAAUAUUUUCUCUUUCAUUCAUCUUUUUCUUGAAGAUUGUUUUAUGACCGCUGCAAUUUUGUAUCACUAGAGAUAUGACAAAAAGGUCAUCUUAUUUGAAUGUUAAUAUGUAUUUUUAUGUUAUAUUUUUGUGAAU